Molecule: messenger RNA, 603 nt
Organism: Chaetomium strumarium
Lineage: Eukaryota; Fungi; Ascomycota; Sordariomycetes; Sordariales; Chaetomiaceae
Exons: 1
Coding region: 390-596 (68 amino acids)
Biological process (GO): transmembrane transport
Cellular component (GO): membrane
Molecular function (GO): transmembrane transporter activity
Source: RefSeq, a predicted model, not a curated record
CGCCGUUAAAGUGCAGUGAUGCCUGCAACGCUGGCCUGCAACAGUGCUUCUCUUUUGCAAAUUACUGGCAAGAAGCAAUAAGCAAUGUCAUUUACAUUGCGUUCCUUCACAACCGGCCAUCGAUAGUUGCCAAUACCCGUGCCGCCCUGGAGAAGCGACGCGACAGCCUCUGUUCAGGAUGCGAGACUGUGCCAGGCUCGCCGCCAGAACGUUAUUCAGAACAACUGCAUCAGUGAUUGGGCUUGCGGCGCUCGGUGACUGGUUUUCCAGCAUUAGUAGCUACAUCUACUUCCCCACCAUCCCAUUCCUGGCCUCCGAUCUUCACGUCAGCAUCCAGCAGGUUAACCUGAAAGUUACGUCCUAUCUUGUCGGGUGUCUUCCUUUCCAUCAUGGGCAAUGCCGCCGAUCGCUUCGGGCGGAGACCAGUCUUCUUAGUAGCCCUCGUCGUCUAUUUCGCGGCAAACAUUGGGCUUGCGCUACAGUCCAAUUUCGUCUCGUUUUUUGUCUUCCGAAUGCUGCAGAGCGCGGGCAUCUCAGGCACAUUUAUCAUCGCCUACGGAGUACGGAGCCCUCGGAGACUUGUUCACCCCAGCUGAACCGGGG